Coregonus sp. 'balchen' is the source of this 3178-nucleotide messenger RNA. Lineage: Eukaryota; Metazoa; Chordata; Actinopteri; Salmoniformes; Salmonidae. The record is from the annotation of a GenBank genome assembly.
AAUACUAAAACUCCGCUCACAUGGGACACCGGGCCAUGCAAAACGAAGUCGACCACUGUUGCAGACUGCAAACCGUUCUACAAAACAUUUUAUUUUUUAAAUCUUCCACUCUAAUAUAUUUUGACUUGUUGUUAUAGAUUACACGCCUAGACUAUUUGAAAGAUUGGACGUCGGUUGAAACCAUGUAUCUAGGUAUGUUUCAAGGAAGGACACUUUUAUUCACUUGACAGCUAGUUGCCAAAAUAUGAGGACAUAGGUUUGUUAGUGCGCAAGCAACUAAAGCUCCGCCUUCCGAGGUGGGAUUUUUGUUUACGUUCUCCUCCCACCAAAGCAAAGGGAAGGAGUUGGUGUUCAUAAACAAGUCUGUAUCAAAACAAUUACAGAUCAGUUAUAGUUUCGUGCUAACCGUCGGCCAAUAUACAUUUGUCAGGUAAGAAAAUAAUACAUUGUAGCCUUCAACAUUGUGCGAGAGGUUUUAUCCGUGUAGCAGCCUUUGUUCAUGUGUAGCCUAGACACUUUUCCUUAGCCUACUAUCUAUCCAUUGCAUGUUUUUAUUGAUUUCUACAUCCCAAAAGUGUCCUAUAGGCCAACGUGUUAGUUUGGUAGACUACCAUGUAAUUGUAACCAUGUCAUGUGUCAUUUUGAAUGUAGGUUAGGUUAUUUGUUUGAUUGUCAGUGAAUUACAUAAAGGCAGUUCUUAAUUAUUAACUUAUUUAUUGAAGUUUAAACGCAAUUAAUGCCAUAUCAAGUUCACCCAAACUACUCUCCUAUGUGUUUAUGUUUAAUUAUUUAAUUGUUUCUAUCACACAUUUAUUAUAUAUUGAAUAGGGCUAAUGUAAGGAUUCUCUUACAUGUCUUUAAACUUCCUACUUAUGGACUUUUUGAUGGCACACGAGAAAAGAUGUAAACAAUACAUUUUGCACCUUAUGAGUUAAUUCUGUCUGGGCACUAUUGGAUCUUCCCUUGCUGGCAGGCUGGGGUGUAGCUGUUUAUUGACAGUAUAGGCAGUCCACCAAGUGUCAAGUCCACCAAGGCAUUCAAAGACCGUGGCUGUCUGGACAGCCCGUGGUCUAAAAGUGGAUGUUGUUGUGUUCUGUCUAGUCUGACACCUCAAGCCUGAAAGACAUACAAAUACUGUGUAUACCUGAUUGUUUUUAUAGGCCUAUUUGACUAGAAAUUUAGGCCUUUUACAUAAAAUUAUAUACACUAAAAUGUAUGUAUGUAUUCAUUUUUUACAAACCAGUUGUUUUCACCAUAGUUUGGCCAAUUGGCUUCAUAUUCACUACAUUAGUUUAUUCAUAACAUAUCUUAAGAUUCAGGCUUGAAAUGAGAUUGCUGGUCAGAAAGGAUGCCAUGUCCUCCAGUCUGCAGAUCGCUUCCAAGGGGCAUGCUGUUCCUGAUUCUGCUGUGCUGGCAGGGUCAUUAACCCAGGACCCAAUGUUAAACACGAAAGGUCAUAAUGUAAGGCGUUGUUCAGUGUCUGCUUUCUGGAAUAAUUUCAGAUCUAUUUUCUGAGUGGCGCAGCGGUCUAAGGCACUGCAUCUCAGUGCUUGAGGCGUCACUACAGACCCCCUGGUUCGAUUCCAGGCUGUAUCACAACCGGCCGUGAUUGGGAGUCCCAUAGGGCGGCGCACAAUUGGCCCAGCGUCGUCCGGGUUUGGCCGGUGUAGGCCGUCAUUGUAAAUAAGAAUUUGUUCUUAACUGACUUGCCUAGUUAAAUAAAUGUUAAAUAAAUAAAAUUAUUUAAAAACAGAUAUGUGGAUAUUAAACUACACAUGCCUUUUCAGGUUGUGCUGUUUUCUUGCAUUUUAUGCAAUGUUUUACCAAGAUCAGUUUAGCAAUUUUACCAGUUUAGCAAUAAUUGUAUCCGUUUAGCAAUGUUUUACCUUAUAGGGGACACAUACUAUAACACUAUGUUAACUCAUUUUCUUUGCAGACUGCAAUAAGAGGGCUAAGGGAGGCAAAACAUAUACACAAUGAUUGGAAAGAUACUUGCCCAUUUCCUUGGUAGCACAGAUUACGAUUUUCCCACAGAUGACAAUGAAACCUAUGAGGAGCUCAUUGAGUUUGAGGAGGGAGGAUGGGUCGUUAUCAACAUUCAAGGUAAGCCGAUAAUUAUGUUCCCUGAAAGUUGAAAUCACAAGUUAGUUGUUACACUGGUAUGGCCAUUGUUGUCUGCAGUUACUUGUUUUGUAACUGGUAGCAUUGUAGGUACUUGGAUAGUAGAUCUAAUGGUCACUAUUAGAGGUCUUGCUAGUGUUUUUCCUCUUUGGUCUCGGUUUAGUAAAUUUGUGGUCUGAUGUUUCCAGAGAACAACUCCCUGAGCCCCCCUGAGGAAGACCCUUUGGAGAACCUGCUGAUUGAGCAUCCCAGUAUGUCUGUAUACCAGAUCAGACACCAGACCAGCGAUGAGGAAGAUUCAGAUGAAAAUAAUGCUUCUCCCAGGUCAGUUUUCAUCCAGGGGAUCCAUCUACUUAGUUAGUGUGAUAACACAACCAUUAUCCUAGAGAAAAGGAGUGUCACAUUUUACAGUUAUUCUGUACUUUUCCCCCCUGCAGGUCUGUGCCAGUCCAACAGCAUGUGUCCUGGAGGCUAGCUGCCUGGGGAAGCCCACUUCCAUGCAACAUCCACCUGCUUGCCAUACAGCGAGCCAGGACUCACAUGGAGUGCAAGAAGCUGACCAGGAGUGCUCUCCAGAGACAGAACCUUGCCAAGAUGCGCUUCUCCCCCUCUGACAGACGCUUUGGUCACUUCAAACAACCCUGCCAGCGUCUGUACAACUACUGAGUGUCUGAGUAACCACGCCACUGUCUGAAGCCACUUAACAUACAGACCUUAGACCUAUGACAUCAUGACUUUGUGAAUCUCUUUACCCUGAUCAGUGGAACCCCCUUAGCUGAGUAUGUUAUUAACAUACUGAGCCCAGUUUGAGAGUGAAAUAGCCUUGAGUAGAUGUGUGUGCAUGUGAAAAGUAUUAUAACUGGCUUGUUACUGUUAAGUCUUAUGGCUCUGAUGAAAACGUUUGAUGUACUGUAUGAAAUGCAAAAUGUUUUAGCGUUUGCAAAUAUGAUUUUGAUAGGAUAUGGAAUACUUUGUUUUUAUUACUUUGUGUGCCUUAGAUACGUUGUGGGUAUACAUUUUAGUCAUUUAGCAAACGCUCUUAUCCAGAGCGAUUUAC